ACCCUCUACAAAGGUAUAAAAAGUGUAUUUCGAUUUUCAAUGCAUCGAUAGCCUAACGAUAGUGACCUCACGAAAUGAUCGAUGACAACACUGAAAUGUAUCGUUCCUAAUAGAAUUUUGAGGAUGUAAACAAAACAUUUGGGCUGAUAUCUGGCGCAAAUACCUGCUAAAUAAACCCAGUGAUGGAGUCGCCAGCGUGCCGUGUUUGUCUGCGAACUGGCGAAGACCUGGUGAACAUUUUUGAGGAGACUGUUGGAUUUGGACUUUCCAUCGCGGGUAUGCUUUCGAAGUGCACCGGCCUAAAAAUUGAGAGGGGUGAUCUGUUGCCCGAUAGCAUUUGCCCUUCAUGCCUGCAGGAUGCCAAAAAUGCCUUUAAGGUAAAGCAAAGUUACGACAGGCGCCGCCAACUCCACUGUCAUCAAAAGAAGGCACCCCUGCCAGAUAUCAAGAGUCGUGAACCAGUCCCGAAUGCUACGGAAAUUAAUGACGAACUGGUCGACGGCCUGCGGGAGAGUGACCUUCCGUUUGGAGACGAGUUCCAGGGUCAAGUAUUGAACGAACCACUGGAAGAAGACGUAUUCGAGCAAGAGCAUGAUCCUGAGUCAGAGUGCGAGAUCGGUUCAUGCGAUGGCGAAGUGGAGAGCAAGGUGGAGAAAGACGAUUUCCAGCGAAACGAAGACUACGACGAGGAUGUAGGUUGUGAGCCAAGCAAUAGUGAUGAUGAGGAUAAUAGCUUUCUGUAUAAAUGCUACUACUGUCCAAAAACGUUUACUUCAAAACCAGCACUCGAGAUGCACUCGCGGAUACACACUGGAGAUCGACCGUUCAAGUGCACCCAUUGCUGGAAGACCUUUUCCCACAACACGUACCUUCAGCGACACUUGGAAACGCAUUCAAACAAGCCGUUCAAGUGCUCCAUCUGUGCGAAGACCUUUGCAUAUAACUCAACUCUCGUUAAGCAUUUUCAGAAACACUCAGAAAAAGAACCUUUCAACUGUACGCGCUGCUCAAAGCCUUGUCCAAGCCUUGGACAUCUUCAGGCGCAUAUUCGAAAACACCAUGGAGGAGAACAAGACUUCAAGUGUACUUACUGCCCAAAGUCUUAUUCCACGCUUAACAAUCUUCAGGUGCACCUGAAAAGGCACACAAAAUAGAUUUAUACUGUCGCAAAGACUACUCCAAGAAAAAAAUCAUCGGGAUUGUGCAUAACAAAUUUUUGUCUGCAAAGGACUUUCGGGCAAAACAUCUUAAUAAUUAAUAAAAUAUAGUAUAGGGAUUUUAUUAUUUGCUUGUAUCGUUUUCAACGAUAGUUACAUCACGAAUGUAUCGAUAAGAACACUGAAAUUUUGCAUCCCUAAUAUAAUUUCGAGUAUGUAAACAAACCAUUUGAGCGGGUUUUCUGGCCUAAAUAUUUUUUAAAUAAAGCCGUGAAAGUUCA
This is a messenger RNA of Drosophila biarmipes, 1438 nucleotides long. RefSeq names its product zinc finger protein 544. Gene Ontology annotation, biological process: regulation of DNA-templated transcription. NCBI's taxonomy places the organism in Eukaryota, Metazoa, Arthropoda, Insecta, Diptera, Drosophilidae. Gene Ontology annotation, cellular component: nucleus. The transcript is spliced from 2 exons. Bases 183 to 1154 code for a protein of 323 amino acids. The record is from RefSeq and is a predicted model, not a curated record. Gene Ontology annotation, molecular function: RNA polymerase II cis-regulatory region sequence-specific DNA binding; zinc ion binding; DNA-binding transcription factor activity, RNA polymerase II-specific.